AUGGUUGAAAAACGGAGAGAUACUAAAGGGACAUUCAACUCACAAGACAAUGCCAUGGUUGAAAAACGGAAAGAGAAAGAGAAAGAUACUAAAGGGACAUUAAACUCACAAGACAAUGCCAUAGUUGAAAAACGGAAAAAGAAAGAUACGAAAGGAACAUUCAACUCACAAGACAAUGCCAUGGUUGAAAAACGGAAAGAGAAAGAUACGAAAGGGACAUUCAACUCACAAGACAAUGCCAUGGUCGAAAAACGGAAAGAGAAAGAUACGAAAGGAACAUUCAACUCACAAGACAAUGCCAUGGUUGAAAAACGGAAAGAGAAAGAUACGAAAGGGACAUUCAACUCACAAGACAAUGCCAUGUUUGAAAAACGGAAAGAGAAAGAUACGAAAGGGACAUUCAUCUCACAAGACAAUGCCAUGGUUGAAAAACGAAAGAGAAAGAAAAAGAUACUAAAGGGACAUUCAUCUCACAAGACAAUGACAUGGUUGAAAACGGAAAGGCGAAAGGUAGUGCACAACCCACAACAAAGAAAACAAGAACCAAACUAA
Mytilus trossulus (common blue mussel) is the source of this 552-nucleotide messenger RNA. RefSeq names its product nucleolar protein 58-like. Bases 1 to 552 code for a protein of 183 amino acids. The transcript has a single exon. The record is from RefSeq and is a predicted model, not a curated record. NCBI's taxonomy places the organism in Eukaryota, Metazoa, Mollusca, Bivalvia, Mytilida, Mytilidae.